This is a messenger RNA of Exophiala mesophila, 4072 nucleotides long. RefSeq lists its product as uncharacterized. Gene Ontology annotation, molecular function: histone deacetylase activity. The transcript has a single exon. The record is from RefSeq and is a predicted model, not a curated record. NCBI's taxonomy places the organism in Eukaryota, Fungi, Ascomycota, Eurotiomycetes, Chaetothyriales, Herpotrichiellaceae. Bases 247 to 3861 code for a protein of 1204 amino acids. Gene Ontology annotation, cellular component: nucleus.
CAAUUCCACGCCAAUUGCAGAUGCUGCCACUGUGCCAACUCUCCAAUAGCGUCGGUCAAGAAUCUCACAAGCACAAUGACGUUGUGUUGAACAAAGCCCAAGCCCAAGCACAAGCCUUCGUCAAUUGUCGAUUUGUAUUGACAUCCGCAACACGCUUUCUUCAACCACCAAAGUCACUGUCCUUUGACCGUCUUCUUGCUCUUCACCUCUCACAGCCAAACACGCGCAGUAACGUGUGCAAUCAACAUGGAUCCUGAUAUACCUGCUCCCUCCAUUGAGUACGACGACCACCAGAAUCGAUAUGAUAAACCCCCAAAAGUCGAAGCAACCUCCACCACAACUCCAAGACGAUCUCAUCAAUUCACUCCAGCCUCAAUCCCACUUCCUCCUUCCUCUCCAAUGCGCUCCGCAUACAACACUCCUGCUCCCAAAAACAAGCCCAUGUCCUCAUCCGUCUCCCCUCGCCCUCCCUCGAGAUCCCCCUCUGUCGCAAGUUCGUAUCGUGGAGAUCGACAGCAGACCCCUAAUCUUAACACCAAGAGGUCAUCCUCCAGCCUCAGCACGGCCAGAGGGUCUGCGACCACUCCUUCUCGCCCCUUGCCACAUCUACAAUACCGUCGUUCGUCUUCCAAUCUCAACCCUUCAUCCCCCGCCACAAAUGGAAAAUCCUUGGGCAUGAGUUUGCCAGAACGACCGGUCCUCACUGCCAAUUCUGUCGCAAAGGAGUAUUUCGCCAAAGAGUUGGAAGCUCACUCCACUCUCGAUUCUCCUGUGGCGGUCAUCGUCCAUGACGCCUGUUAUGGCCAUCGCUUCUCUCGUCCCAGAUCAACCAAAAAUGCCCUGGCCACCAUUGUGGAACGACCAGAAAGAAUUCACGCAACCUUACUAGGUGCAGCCACCGCAUAUGUGAGACUCGGGGGCCGUCACCAAGAUGGUCCGUAUAUGCCUGCGCCGGGUCAUGAGCCCUCCAAGGUCAGAGACGCUCCAUUUCGGAUCCGCAAAACCGACAGAUCCAUUCCUCUCAACCACCCUGCCGUCACUUAUGUUCACGGGACAAAAUGGAUGGACGAGCUGCAGAUCAUGUGCGACGCCGCUGAGGCCAAAUUGACCAUGAACGGAAAAGAGUUGGUCAGACCAAUUGGCUACGGUAAGGAUGAAAAUGGAAAUGCCUUGCCCAAAUUACACGAAGGCGAUCUCUACCUCUGCUCAGAGUCCCUGGCUGCGUUGCAAGGAUGUCUUGGUGGUGUUUGUGACGCUGUGGACACUGUCUUUUCCCCCGGUCCGACAGAACGUGCCUUUGUCUGCAUUCGCCCCCCUGGUCACCACUGCUCCUCGAACUAUCCCUCAGGCUUCUGCUGGCUCAACAAUGUGCAUGUUGGUAUCUCAUACGCCGCCAUGAAUCAUGGUCUGACACAUGCUGCCAUUAUCGACUUCGACUUACAUCACGGUGAUGGUUCUCAGAACAUUGCCUGGGACCAUAACCAGAAAGUCCAUACCGCUGCCAAGAAUGCCGCUGCUCAUAAGAAGACUCCUAUCGGGUACUACAGCCUGCAUGACAUCAAUUCGUAUCCUUGCGAGUGGGGUGACGAAGAGAAGGUCCGCAAUGCAAGCCUAUGCAUCGAAAACGCUCAUGGCCAAUCCAUUUGGAACGUACAUCUAGAAGCAUGGAAAUCUCACCAAGAUUUCUGGAGGCUGUACGAGGCAAAGUAUAAGGUACUAAUUGAGAAGGCCCGGAAUUUUCUCAAACUGCACUCAGACAGAUUGGUUGCUGCUGGCCAACAACCCAAAGCUGCCAUCUUCAUCUCUGCUGGUUUUGAUGCAAGUGAAUGGGAGGGUGCUGGAAUGCAGCGGCAUAGUGUCAAUGUUCCCACGGAAUUCUAUGCGAAGAUCACCGCAGAUCUGGUUGCUCUAGCUCAAGAAAACGGGGUUGGUGUCAAUGGUCGACUCAUCAGUGUCCUCGAGGGCGGCUAUAGUGAUCGUGCUUUGACUUCAGGUGUCUUGAGCCAUCUUUGCGGUAUGGCAGGAGGUGCAUCUGAGUUAGGAUCAUCACUUUCCGAGGCAGACUUUCAAAAGGCCCCAGCCACCAUCAACAAUUGGUUACCAGAUCCACUCGAAUCACAAAAUAGAUUCUCGCCGUCCUACCAGCCAGACUGGUGGAGGUUGGACAAUCUUGAAGACCUCGAAGCGGCAGUAUCCGGUCGCCAACCUCACGACGCCAGAUCCGUACCGGACAAAACUGGAAAUUUUUCAUCGCCAACUCAGGCUUCUACCGCCAAGAUGACAGAGAAUGCUCGUGAGAGACAUUCCUUAUCUGCACUUCAAGCAAGAAUGUCUCUGGAAGCGCAAUACGUCCCGCCCCCGCCCGAUGUGGAUUGGGCUAUUGCGUCUUACGAACUAUCUCGUGUCAUGAUUCCAAGCGAACGACAAACGCUCAGCUGUACUUAUGAAGAACUUAAUACUGAAGCUGUGAAAGCUCGGCGCGAAAGACAAUCUAAUAUCGGAGCUGCCGUACCGACUGAUGAACGAAUGCAAUUGCGCGAUCGCCGAAGCAAAGCCCAACCACAGGCCGUCAAUGGCUCGAAGCUGUCCUCCCGCAAUGAAAACCGAAGAACGACGAUUGCGGCUAUCAGCGAACUACCUGAUCCUAAUGUGCCGCCCCUUCCCUACCUGAAUGGUCGGCCUCGUCGACGCUCGAGUGAUGCCUCGAGCAUAUUAUCCAGUUUCCAGGGCAUGAAUCUAUCCGACAAUCGCGACGACAACUCGUCAGUUCCCUCAGGGCAGUUGGCGCCCGCCAGUUCCCGCGAAGCCUCAGUUGUCCCAGAUAAGAAUGGAAAGGCUGUUGCAGUGAAGAAAACUAGGGCUCCUGCUACUACCAAAGCUGCCCCGAAACCUAGGACGAGUCCUCGAAAAACAAAACCGACAAGUCAGCCACUCGUCGGUAAAUCUUCGUUCGCAAAGCCCGGGCUGCCUGCCAGUGCAAGUGCUCCGAGACCAGGAAAUACGAGCGAGACUAGACAAGUAUCCAAUUCCUCACAAGAUUCAGGAGCUCUUACGCGAAAUUCCGAUGACAUGGACAACCUCACAAAUGGGUUGAAAAAGAUCAGCAUCAAAUUGAACGUUUCAUCAGCAGAAGAUCACGUGGCUAAGGAACAGAAACAGCUUGAUGAGAAGCAAAAGAAGCCUCGAGCACCGAGGAAGCCUCUUCUCCCGAAGACCAUUAAGAUUGAACGGCCAGGUGCUGCUGCAACAACAAGCAAAACUUCAGAUCUCACACAAAUGAUGGGGCCUAAACCAGUGACACCUGUUGGGCAGCAGAUAACAUCCAUCGAGCCUGUCAAGCCAUCUCCGGGCAUAAUCCCGACAUGGACUCCAGAUGAGGUCAAACCAGCUACAAGCCCUGUCAUCAAACAUGACCCGGACUUGUACAGAAGCGAGAUGGUACUUCACAGUGAACGCCAACAGCAGCCUCAGACUGUGGAAGCACCCUUCGCCGAGUCGCACAAUAUCGCCCAAUCGAAUAUAUUCCGCACCGAGCCCGUUCCAGCCGCCACCACGUUCUCGACUGAACAGGUGCCGCCACAGCGCGUCGCGAACUCGAAUAAUGUCACGAGCACCAACAUCGACACACAAGCUGAUAGACCAACUUCUACUCUUUCACAGAGACCCUCAUCGUCUGAUGCUUUCAGACCAAUGUCUGCUGGAAGUAGCACCCCGACCAGACGAUCCAAGGCUGACCUCCCUGUAUUCACUUCGACAUCGUCGAUUCCGUUUGGUUCUGCAUACCCACUGCAAGACGAGCAAGCAAAGCCUUCUGAGCAGCCGUCAAUUUGGGACAUUCCAGACACCCCCAAGCAUAAAUGAUGUGGCUCUAGUCUCCACCAAAUUCCUACUGCGUUCGUCGGUCUUUUGUUUUCUUUGUUGUGUUUCAAGGGGACGGCAGAUGUAAUGAUCAUGGCUCAAUUCGCGUCGGCGUUAGGGAUACCACGGUGAAGAGAUGGUUUCUCGAGUUGGCCUUUAGGGAUAAGGCUAGGUUCAGGAUGGGUGAUAUGGAAUCGGCUUCUGGCUCGUGAUU